This is a messenger RNA of Anopheles maculipalpis, 966 nucleotides long. It is a transcript of the gene Cpr50Cb, whose product is annotated as pro-resilin. The transcript has 4 exons. The coding region runs from base 33 to 512 and encodes 159 amino acids. Lineage: Eukaryota; Metazoa; Arthropoda; Insecta; Diptera; Culicidae. The record is from RefSeq and is a predicted model, not a curated record. Gene Ontology annotation, cellular component: extracellular matrix.
AUUCUUCGACCAAGUGCCACAAAACUGUCGCGAUGAAGUUUCUGUGCGUCGCUGUUUGCCUUGCCGUGAUGUGUAUUGAAUCACUAGCUCAAAACAAUCAAUACCUGCCUCCUGACAAGGGUUAUGCCUACGACAAGCCGAACCAGCCAUUCCCUUCAUCCCCUCAACCUCAGAAUGUUCCACGACCGCAGCCCACUCCCGGUCGUCCAGCACCUUCAUACGGUCCUCCCGCUCAGGACGAUCACCACCAUGAACCUGGAAUGCCUUUCGAUUUCCAGUAUAACGUGAAUGACAUUGAAACCCAAAAUGAUUACUCUCACAAGGCAGUAAGUGACGGCGAUGUGACACGCGGCGAAUACCGCGUUCAGCUUCCUGACGGACGUACGCAAGUGGUGCGUUAUACUGCUGACUGGAAGAAUGGCUACAAUGCUGAGGUAUCGUACGAAGGUGAAGCCAAAUAUCCAGAAGGUCCUGGACAGGGUGGUGCCAAUGCAGGUGGAUACAAAUACUAGAGUUCGAUAAAUAAGAACAGUUCUUCAUGGCCUAUUUGCAUGAUGGACGUUGUUGUCUAUUCUCGCGUUCGAUAAGACUCGAUUUUCUUCUGCAUUACGGUAGAAUCACCAUUUUUCUAUACAUGUGUUUCCUUUCAAGCUGCAUUGAAUACGAUAAGAUUAUAAGUAAAAUAAGAGUCAUUAUGCAGGUAAUAUCCAAAUGUGAAUAGCCACUUACAUACAUUGAGCACAUUACUCAUUGUAUGCGAGAAUCAGGAUAUUGUUCGCAUACUUGUUCAUUCCUAGCUAGAUGGUUGCAGAACUUACCGAAGUCAUGAAAUACGUACUGCAUGAUUCUGCAUCCACCUACCGUGCGAUAAAUCAUUAAAUUAACUUACAUUAACUCCAACUCAAGCCAACCUGUUGUUUAGAGACAAUAACAGCGUACCCAGAUUUUAUUUCAACAAAGCGAAAA